GCAGGCUUCAGUUGGCCACAACUCAGAAGAAAAUCCGUUGUUGUGGAGGAAGAAAGGCUCAGCAAACACGGAGCGUUAACGCUGCAAUCAGGGCGGAGGAAACCCCUACUUCUGUGGGUCCAUUUCUUCACUUUGUUUUUCACUUUUGCUUAGCUAACAUGGCUUGUGGAGCUACGUUAAAGCGGUCGAUGGAGUUUGAGGCCCUGCUCAGUCCCCAGUCUCCCAAGCGGAGAAGGUGCAACCCUUUACCGGGGACUCCCAGCACUCCGUCACCGCAGAGAUGUACCCUCCGUCCGUCUGUCGACAGCCCGACGCACUCGAUGUCUCCGCCGGUUAUGGGGGGUGAAAGUCGUCUUACCCCAGAGCAGAUCUUCCAGAACCUGCGUCAGGAGUACAGCCGCAUCCAGAGGCGGCGACAGCUGGAGGGAGCCUUCAACCAGAGUGAGGCCUGCAACUCCAGUGAUGUCUCCAGCCCCAGUUCCUCCCUCACCGCCCCCAGCUCCCCUCCAGGCGCCUCCAGGAAGGACCAGCCCUCUUUUACGCUGAGGCAAGUAAGCUACCUGUGUGAGCGUCUCCUCAAAGACCACGAGGACAAGAUCAGGGAGGAGUACGAACAGAUCUUAAACACAAAACUUGCAGAACAAUAUGAAUCGUUUGUGAAAUUCACACAAGACCAGAUAAUGCGAAGAUACGGAGCACGGCCUGCUAGUUACGUCUCGUGAGCUGACAUCGACAAAAUCCCAGCUUCCUCUCACAAGAUGGCUGCUCUUUUAUUCACCCUUUCUUCUUGAUUUACUUUUUAUUUUGUCUUUCUACCCCCUCCCACAUCAAACUGUUCAGGUGCCAUGUUUUUUUUCCUUCCGGUUUUUAAACCCACACGUUCGAAUAGAAUUGCUGCUGGCCAAAAGGUGUAUGAGAAUCAAACGUAAUGUAAAAAGUCCACUUGUUGUGCCCUCUUGUUGAUAUGCUCUCUGGAAAUCUUGACUAUAACGGAUCUCUGUUGAUUUCUCUCUGGCGCUGUAGAAAAAGCUUUUUGGCUCAGUAAAUAUUCUGUAUACCCUCCCAGCAGCUGUAUGUAAAGGCCCCUGCUUCACUCACCCAACCUUUUUUGCCCCAAGCUCCUCAUAACUUUACCUAAAGAAUGUGCGUUCUUUUUCCCUUUUGAAAAAAUAAAAGUUAAGUGAUUCAA
Messenger RNA from Boleophthalmus pectinirostris (great blue-spotted mudskipper), 1189 nucleotides. It is a transcript of the gene akirin1, whose product is annotated as akirin 1. The record is from RefSeq and is a predicted model, not a curated record. Gene Ontology annotation, molecular function: transcription coregulator activity. Gene Ontology annotation, biological process: positive regulation of transcription by RNA polymerase II; negative regulation of skeletal muscle satellite cell proliferation; positive regulation of lamellipodium assembly. The transcript has 5 exons. Lineage: Eukaryota; Metazoa; Chordata; Actinopteri; Gobiiformes; Gobiidae. Gene Ontology annotation, cellular component: chromatin; nucleus. Bases 159 to 722 code for a protein of 187 amino acids.